UAGAAGCUUACCUGCCGCACCUUCGCUCCAUCCUUCUCUAUAACAUAGCAAAUGUAAAGGGAAUUGGAAACUCCAACAGGACUAAAAUGGUGUUCACUGCAACAAUCAUCGGAUCAACUUAUUAAAUAUGGGGUUCCGUAAUGCCAGAGUUUCUAAUUCCUGAGGUAGGUCAACUAAAACCUUGACUCGGUUACAAGUGUUACAAACUUAGAAGAGUACCUGUUGUUGUUCUUGUUCUUGUUACACCAAUUACGAGCUAGUUCCCUUUUUUUUUCAUUAUUACCAAGUCUUCUACCUAAGCAAUCCUCUUACUUGUAAAUCUUUAGUCUAAGAUUAGAUUUUUGCCAAACCUAAUUGGGUGAACUGAGCUGGGGUUAUGUUGUAGGUGCAAGAAAUAAUGUGCCCAUUGCUUGUUCAUUUUAGUUUCCUGGGUUCCAUAUAGGUGACUGUAGUUAGUUUUGGUUCAAGAAAGUUGAAGAAACAGGUGCUUCUAGCAUGCCCAUUUCCUAAAAUGUCUUGGAUACAAUCUCAAAUCAAGCUAAAAGAUGGUGGUUUGAGUUACCAUCCUCACUCUCUACUUUCUUCUCCGUAUUCUUCUUCUUCUUCUUUCUCCUCUCCUCCAUUCUCCUACAGUAAUGAUAACCAAAAGCAGCCAAACUCCCUUUCGUCAUCAUCUUCAGCUAGUAAAAUAAGCCCUGCUGUUUUGUUCAUCAUUGUUAUUCUGGCUGUUAUAUUUUUCAUAUCUGGCCUUCUUCACUUGCUUGUCAGAUUUCUUAUGAAGCAUAGGUCUCCCUCAUCUGUAUCAGAAUCCAACAGAUACCCAGAAAUGUCAGGGUCUGAUGCUUUCCAAAGGCAGUUGCAACAACUCUUCCAUCUUCAUGAUUCGGGUCUGGAUCAAGCUUUCAUAGAUGCUCUACCUGUGUUUCUAUAUAAGGAAAUAAUGGGGUUGAAAGAGCCAUUUGAUUGUGCGGUUUGUCUUUGUGAAUUCUUGGAACAAGAUAAGUUGAGAUUGCUUCCUAUGUGUAGUCAUGCUUUCCAUAUAGGCUGUAUAGACACAUGGUUGAUGUCUAACUCUACUUGCCCUCUUUGUAGAGGGACCCUUUUCACACCUGGGCUUCCAAUUGAAAACCCAGCUUUUGAUUUGGAAUAUCCAAGGGAAGAAAACAUGUUAUCAAGCAAUGGAGGAAGUGGGGUGUCUCUUGGCCCAAAACCUUCAGAGAGUGACAUUGGAAAGAGGGUGUUUUCUGUGAGACUAGGCAAAUUUAGAAGUUCAAAUGAUGGAAGUGGAGGGGAAGUAGGAGGUGGAGAAGGUGUAUUAAGAGAAGGGGAGACCAGUAGCAGUAAUUUGGAUGCAAGGAGAUGUUACUCAAUGGGGUCAUUCCAAUAUGUGGUUGCUGAUGAGUUGCAAGUAGCUCUUUGCCCUUCUAGAGGUGGCAAUGGUACUGCUAGUAUGAAGUUUGUGAAGGGAAGAAUUGGACAAACUGGGAAUUCAUCAAAUGAUGGUGAUGUUAAGGGAAAAAGGAUUAACUUGACAAGUAAAGGUGAAAGCUUUUCUGUAUCCAAGAUCUGGCAAUCGUCUAAGAAAGAUGAAGUGCAGGAGCUGGAGCCAAAGGUGACAGCUAUUUGAUUGAGCCCAAAGUCAAAACAAAAGUGAUGGCAUGAGCAAUGCUAGAGUGGCAGGCAUGACGGGGGAUUUGGUAAGCUAAGUGAUCAUAGUAGUACCAACUACAUGAGAGAGAAGCACGUAAGUCAAAAGUACAUAGCAAUCCAAAUCAAUCUUUUUACAUGCUCAAAGAUACAGUUACAAAGACAAACCGACAGCAUGCAUUAUUGAGAUAUUGAUAGAAGAAUCCAAGGUCUCUUCUGUCACAUUUUUAACCACUCUGCUCACCCUCAUUUCAAUUUACACUUAUUAUUUUAACCAUCUGGUGAGCCAACCCCAUUUGAGACUUGAAGCUCUAGGUAGCGAUCUUAAAGAGUAGCAGCAUCUGGCACAUGCUUUGGGGAGAUAAAAGGCAUCCCAUGUGCAUUUAAAAAUAACAAUAUUGCAUUGGGGUUUUACAUUUUGAAAUGCUCAUUGCAUUCUUCUCUCCCUAAUAAAUUUUAUAUUUAUAAUAAAACACCUCUGUCCCA
Molecule: messenger RNA, 2133 nt
Organism: Gossypium raimondii (Peruvian cotton)
Lineage: Eukaryota; Viridiplantae; Streptophyta; Magnoliopsida; Malvales; Malvaceae
Product: RING-H2 finger protein ATL47
Exons: 2
Coding region: 512-1627 (371 amino acids)
Source: RefSeq, a predicted model, not a curated record